AUGGACGUGGACCAGGGCCUCCCAGCCAUCGAGAGCCACAGAGAACUCCACAUAUGGAUCAUUGAGAACCUGAAGAUGGUGCCAGUACCAGAGAAGGCUUACGGGAACUUUUUUGAGGAACACUGCUAUAUCAUCCUUCAUGUCACCCAGAGCCCGACACCAACACCAGGGGCGUCCAGUGACCUGCACUACUGGGUGGGGAAGGAGGCGGAUGCCGAGGCUCAGGGCACUGCGGGCGCCUUUGUGCAGCGCCUGCAAGAGGUGCUAAGAGGCCAGACCGUGCAGCACCGUGAAGCACAAGGCCACGAGUCCGACUGUUUCCUCAGCUACUUCCGCCCGGGAAUCAUCUAUAGGAAGGGAGGCCUAGCCUCAGACCUGAGGCAUUUGGAGACCAACGUGUACAACAUCCAGCGACUGCUGCACAUCCAAGGGAGGAAGCAUGUGUCUGCCACCGAGGUGGAGCUCUCCUGGAACAGCUUUAAUAAAGGUGACAUCUUCCUGUUAGACCUAGGCAGGAUGAUGAUCCAAUGGAAUGGGCCCAAGACCAGCAUUUCUGAGAAGUCCCGGGGACUGGCCCUGACCUACAGGCUUCAGGACCGGGAACGUGGUGGUCGCGCACAGAUUGGUGUGGUGGAUGAUGAGGCCCAAGCCACUGAUCUCAUGCAGAUCAUGGAGGCUGUGCUGGGCCGCAGAGUGGGCAGCCUGCGUGCUGCUAUACCCAACAAGAGUAUUAACCAGAUACAGAAGGCCAAUGUUCGCCUCUACCAUGUCUAUGAGAAGGGCGAGGACCUGGUGAUCCAGGAGUUGGCAACCCAGCCGCUGACCCAGGACCUACUGCAGGAGGAGGACUGCUACAUCCUGGACCAGGGUAGCUUCAAGAUCUAUGUGUGGCUGGGACAAAUGUCCAGCCCCCAGGACAGAAAGGCUGCCUUCAGCCGGGCUGGGGGCUUCAUCCGGGCCAAGGGCUACCCAACUUACACCAACGUGGAAGUGGUAAACGACGGAGCAGAGUCGGCCGCCUUCCAGCAACUUUUCCGGACCUGGUCUUCAAAGAAGGGCAGGAACAGGAAGCUGGGAGGCAUGACUGGGCUGGUGGAGAGGGAUAAAUUGAUUCAGGUAAAACUGGACGUGGGCAUGCUGCAUAGCCAGCCUGAGCUAGCGGCCCAGCUCAGGAUGGUGGACGACGGCUCUGGGAAGGUGGAGAUGUGGUGCAUCCAGGACUUACGCAGGCAGCCUGUGGAUCCCAAGCAUCAUGGACAGUUGUGCAUAGGCAAUUGCUACCUCAUCCUCUACACAUACCACAAGCUGGGCCGUGUCCAGUACGUCCUGUACCUCUGGCAGGGCCAUCAAGCCUCCGCAGAUGAGAUCAAGGCCAUGAACUGCAAUGCUGAAGAGCUGGAUGUCAUGUACAGUGGAGCCCUGGUGCAGGUGCACGUGACCAUGGGCAGUGAGCCCCCCCACUUCCUUGCCAUCUUUCAUGGACACCUGGUGGUCUUUCAGGGGAACACCAGGCACAAGGGACACGGGCAGCCAGCAUGCACCGCAAGGCUCUUCCACGUUCAGGGCACCGACAGCCACAAUACCAGAACCAUGGAAGUGGCAGCACGUGCCUCAUCUCUCAACUCCAGUGACAUCUUCUUGCUGGUCACAGUCAGCGUCUGCUACCUUUGGUUUGGGAAGGGCUGUAAUGGUGACCAGCGUGAGAUGGCACGGGUGGUGGUCACUGCCAUCUCUGGGAAGAACAUGGAAACAGUGCUAGAAGGUCAAGAGCCUGCCCACUUCUGGGCGGCCCUGGGAGGCCGGGCUCCCUACCCCAGCAUCAAGAGGCUCCCUGAGAAGGGCUACAGCUUCCAGCCUCGACUGUUUGAGUGCUCCAGCCAGAUGGGCUGCCUGGUCCUCACGGAAGUGGUGUUCUUUAGUCAAGAGGACCUGGACAAGUAUGAUGUCAUGUUACUGGAUACCUGGCAGGAGAUCUUCCUGUGGCUGGGAGAAGCUACAAGUGAGUGGAGGAAAGCGGCAGUGGCCUGGGGCCGAGAAUACCUGGAGACCCAUCCAGCUGGGAGGAGCCCGGCCACACCCAUUGUGCUAGUCAAGCAGGGCCAUGAGCCUCCUACCUUUGCUGGGUGGUUCUUCACUUGGGACCCGUACAAGUGGACCAACCACCAGUCUUACGAGGAGGUGGUGGAGAACAGCCUGGGAGCUGCACUGGCUGUCUCUGAGAUAACAGCAGAAGUCAACAACUUCCAGCUAUCCAGAAGGCCGGGUGAUGGCAGGGCAGGUCCCUCGACCCAGAAGGCCCUUAAGGGCUCCCAGGACAGCUCAGAGAGUGAGCUGGCACUGGGCCCCAAGGUGGGUGCCAAUAGCACCAGCACCAACAUCAGCAGCACCAGCCCAGUAAGCAGUGGGGGCCUGCCCCGAGAACUACUGGCACACCAGGCUGCUGAAGACCUGCCAGAAGGUGUGGACCCUGCACGCAAGGAGUUCUAUCUCUCAGACUCUGACUUCCAAGAUAUCUUUGGGAAAUCCAAGGAAGAAUUCUACAGCAUGGCCAAGUGGAAGCAGCAGCAGGAGAAAAAGCGGCUGGGUUUCUUCUGA
Messenger RNA from Otolemur garnettii (small-eared galago), 2595 nucleotides. It is a transcript of the gene VILL, whose product is annotated as villin like. The record is from RefSeq and is a predicted model, not a curated record. The transcript is spliced from 19 exons. Bases 1 to 2595 code for a protein of 864 amino acids. Gene Ontology annotation, biological process: actin filament severing; actin polymerization or depolymerization; cytoskeleton organization. Gene Ontology annotation, cellular component: actin cytoskeleton; cytoplasm. Lineage: Eukaryota; Metazoa; Chordata; Mammalia; Primates; Galagidae. Gene Ontology annotation, molecular function: phosphatidylinositol-4,5-bisphosphate binding; actin filament binding.